UUUGUACGUGUUCCCAACAAUUCUUCAAUGUCUACGCCAUCCACCGAUUGAGUCUGUCUAGCUGGACUGAGCGGGGAUCCAGUGCUUUUUCUUGAGCAGCACAUCAUGGCAAGUCUUGUGCUUCCCGCUCAUGAGUCUAGCUGACCAUCCUCCUCGCAGUCUGCAGGCACAGCGACCCUUGCUAAACAGCUUCGGCAGACACAGUCCGCUCCUAAUCAAAGGACGACACCUGGACGAGAUGUCAAGAUUCACAUGGCGCUGCCAACCGCUUCGGCCAUGCUGCUAGGUCUGGCAUUACGUGGAGGGGGAUGGGUCGUACGUUGGACAAGCUCAGGUGCCGCCAUCUUGAGCAUCAUGAUCUUGUUUGGGUCUGCCAACGGGUACCGUGUCUUGCCCUUUGUCCCUUUGUACGCUUUACUCGCUACAUUCAACUUGGCCUACUCGAUCGCAGCUACCUCUUGGAUCCUCUGGUGGCUUUUUGCCAUCAUGUGCUAUCCUACCAUCUUGGUCGUCUCGGUUCUCCAGUUUGAUUUCAUGGCGACUUUCUUGAGGAGAUCACUCCGAUUCGUUCUCAAAGAGCUAUCGUUCGUCAAAGACAUGGUGGCUUUAUUCAACGUACCGGGCCUAGCGAUAGAUGUGGACGUAGUCGGUCUCAUGGCCAUUCGAGGCUUGACAUUACAGUUGUCCAGUCUGACAGUCAUCGCUCAUGAUGUCGAAGUGGGGAUCAAACUCACAGACGAAUUGGAAAUUUCCAUCGUGACGGAUCGAGUGGAAAUUCACCUACUACGAGACAUCAUCAUCGGAGACUGUUAUGCCAACGUCAAAGAAGGUACAGAGAGAAGCCUUCACAAAGUCCUAGAUGAAAAAGCUGUCCGACCUCAUCUACAUCGAAAUGCCUCGGACGCCACGGAAGAGGUGCUCAAACCGAUCCGACAGAUGAAAGCCCUAUCACCCGAAGACUCUCACGCCGACGAGUUCCAAAAGAUGAUCGAUUGGAUCGAAGAAACGGGCAUGAUUGAACAGUCUCGUCGGGCCGUUCUAGCAUCUGUGGAGGUACGCGCGAGAUCCAACGACGAAGAUCUGGUCAAUGUUGACAAGAUCAAGGAACUUCGCGCGGCCAUAUGUUCAAAAAUGCAAGCGGGUCAAACCGUUCCUCAUCCACCUUCGACGUCGAUCAAAGUCAGUACGCUGAAACAGAUGAUGCCGCCUAAAAUCGAACACUAUCUCAUGCGAAUGCCUCUGUUGCUUCGACUCUUACUCAACCCUAUCGCUUAUCUCCAUCCUGUCAAAGUGUCUUCCAUCACUGCUGCAGGAUCCGGUCGACAUAUCGCCAAAAUGCUCGAUCAAUUCGUCUUCAAGGGGCGUACGGGAGAGGACGGAGAAUUGGGCAGACUGUACAAACGGAUCAACGAGUGGUUGUGCGACGCCAAUUUCAUCGUGGAACUCGUCGAUAUCUCUGGUCUCGCCUCGGUCCCCAUCAUCACAUCUUACGAUAUCAUGGCGUUGCUUCAAGUUGAGGACAUUGUCGCUUCCCGCAUGAUUGACAAGAAGGAAGAAUCUGAACAAGUGUGUAGGUUCGGAGGCGGCGAUGCGUCCUUCCUCGUCCCUUCCUAUCUCUUACCUCACCAUCAACAUUUACUUCCUCGGAAAGCCACGCGGGCCCAGGAGGCCGACCUUAUCCGAGCUGUGGAUACGGCCGACGACAAGCUCGACAAGGUCAUCGCUGAAGGAGCCCUGGAGCAAGCGGAAAACGACGAGACCAACGUCAAGAUGAGUGCACAUAUAAGUCUACCUGUGGCUUUCUCUCAAGACGUUUUGGACUUUAUCGCCGCACUCGUCAAGGCUAGUAAGCUGGUCGAGAUGGAGUCCGAGAUGGAAGGUGUCCACGGUCUGAAAGUCAUCUCGAAAGGUCUGAAAGAGAGUAUCAAAAAGACCACGGUGGAGAGUAUCGUUAAUGAUUCUUGGAUCGCUAAAAUGGUAGGCAAGAUUACCAAAAAAUUGGAAGAGGCCAAGGGGGAUAUAGGCUACAGUGGAAAUAUCCCGGUUCAAUUGAAAAAGUACAGGUUACCGGAUAACGAUCCAUUGAUGAAGAAGAUCUUGCCUUAGGACAGAGAGGCCUAGUAUAGAUAGGGUAUGGAAUGUCCUUGUUGGGGGUU
Molecule: messenger RNA, 2156 nt
Organism: Kockovaella imperatae
Lineage: Eukaryota; Fungi; Basidiomycota; Tremellomycetes; Tremellales; Cuniculitremaceae
Exons: 1
Coding region: 253-2106 (617 amino acids)
Source: RefSeq, a predicted model, not a curated record